GCAAGAGGGAAAGCAUUUGACUGCAGACUCUCGAAGAGAACCGGCUUUAUAUACGGCUAUAUUUAGGAUAGACUAGUGCGUAUUUCCAGCCAGAACGCGUUUCCUCCGCUGUGUAGCCUACAAUUGGUCCAGCUUUUCAGCUACAAUAUUUAUAAGGUAGAAACUCCAACCUAUCAAACUAGCACAUGACUGAAACUGCCUCUCAAGAAAGAAGCAUUACUUUAGGGCUAUUAUAGGCUGCUAAAGAUUUCUCGAGUGGACUCUACAUCGCUUUUGCUGAUAGACAGAGAAAAAGUUUUAUCAAAGAAAGACGAUAACUUUUUUUGCCAUUACAACGUAUGGAAAUGGCCUCAACUGGGACCAUUUUACCAUCCAUCUCCACAUUUGCAAACCAACGGGAAAAAUGUUGGGAGAAUAGGUGGAAGGACGACAUGAAUAGAAGUGUCGGCUCCAGCUGUGCCGUAGGUGACGGCGGCAUGGCCAACUGUCUGACCAGAAAAGACGACGAAGAUCUGGCUAAAUUCCUUGAUCUGGAUUUUAUCCUCGCUAAUACUGCCAGCACAGACAGCGCACCAGGCUCCGGGACCGGGGCUGGACUACAGGGAGAGUACAGCAUAUACGGGAUGCCCCAGUCAGCCUACUCCUCUCUGCCCGACAUGAGCAGCCCUCCUCCACCCUACAACAACAGCCUGAUGGAGCUCCUCCGCUCCGAGGUGGACACCAACUUCUGCCACCAGCUGCCCGGAAACAACAGCAACAUCAACAGCAGGUUCCUUGUCCGCUCCUCUCCGUUUACCCCUCAGGACUUUGCAGAGGGCAUCAAGGUGGAGCCCAGCAUGGACGGUUAUGGACCUGUUAUUGGCAUGGUCCCUCAGAGCUGUCCUAAAAUUAAGCAGGAGGGCAACGUAUCCUGCAUGAUGUCGUACGAGCAGCCCAGGCUGGCCAACUCCCCGCAGGCAGCGGGGAACAUGACCCCGCCACUCAGCCCGGAUGACCUGAUGAGCUCCGACUGCCAGACCCAGCUUUGCCACUCCAUGACUUUCCCCCAGAGCUACCGCUCAGCAGCGGGAUACCCACACCCCCACUCUGCCCCGGCCCCGCAGAUGCAGCUCCCGUACCAGAGCGCACACCAGUUCGGUUUGUACGAGGACGGGAUGGCCAUGCAGCCCCCUAGCCAGAGGGUUCUGCUCACCCCACCGUCCUCUCCGCUGGAGAUCAUGGACACAAAGCCAAAGAGAGGUCGCAGGUCCUGGCCGAGGAAGCGGACGGCAACGCAUACCUGCACCUUUGCUGGAUGUGGCAAAACCUAUACGAAGAGCUCGCACUUAAAAGCGCACCACAGAACUCACACCGGCGAGAAGCCAUACUGUUGCAGUUGGGAGGGUUGCGGCUGGAAGUUCGCCCGCUCCGAUGAGUUGACUCGCCACUUCCGCAAGCACACCGGCCACAGACCGUUCCAGUGCCACCUUUGCGAACGCGCCUUCUCGAGGUCCGAUCACCUCGCUCUGCACAUGAAGCGACACAUGUGAGGAAUCACAUACGAUUAAGGGACUAUGCAACAGAGACAACCCGAGAACCUAGACAGUUGUCUCCAAAAUGUGUAUUUUUCUUUACUUUCUGUUUAUUUAAAGUUACUUUGGAAUAGGAAAACAGCAUGACCACGUAGUCACACUUGACAAAAUAUCGGAAUUCUCUAUGCAAACAUAUUUUUGAACUGUGUAGCUGGUACUACUGUUUAUAUCGAGUAAUAUUUGGGCUUUAAAGGUGCAUUCCACGGUGUUACCAUCAGCACAGCAGGCUGGCCCUAUGCACGUACCUCUGACGUAACUGGAAUCAGACAAUCAACUUAACAGCAGCAAACUGUUUCCCAUUAUGUAUUUUGGUAGUCACUGAUAGUGCCUUGAUGCCUUUUAUAACAUAUAUGCAUCUUACGAGUGCCAUAUUUUCUACUGGCUAAAACAAUCAAAUGUUUAUGUUAUGACUGUAGACAGCAGAUGAGAUAAGCUUCCAGACAAUGUUUUUGAUCUAAAACUGCCUUCCGGUCUUCUUUCUGAAGCUUGAAUUGAAUGUUCUGUGUGUGCAUAUAUCUGUUAAGUUACAUUCGAAGUCAGGGUCUUAAACUAUUGAACUGCAUGUCAGACUGUCCAUCUCAAUGUGACACGAUUGUCAAAGGGCUAGCUUUCUUUGGCGUUAAGACUUGUGCUGUUCUGUGCCUCUGUAAAUGCAUAACUGCCAUGUAAAUAUAUCUUUUAUAUAAUGUAAAUAGUUUAUUUUAUUGUACAUAUUAAAAUAACAGAACAACGUAA
Molecule: messenger RNA, 2306 nt
Organism: Osmerus eperlanus (European smelt)
Lineage: Eukaryota; Metazoa; Chordata; Actinopteri; Osmeriformes; Osmeridae
Gene: klf2a
Product: Kruppel like factor 2a
Exons: 3
Coding region: 339-1529 (396 amino acids)
Biological process (GO): regulation of transcription by RNA polymerase II
Molecular function (GO): RNA polymerase II cis-regulatory region sequence-specific DNA binding; DNA-binding transcription factor activity, RNA polymerase II-specific
Source: RefSeq, a predicted model, not a curated record